This is a messenger RNA of Aureobasidium namibiae CBS 147.97, 2100 nucleotides long. RefSeq lists its product as uncharacterized. The transcript is spliced from 3 exons. The record is from RefSeq and is a predicted model, not a curated record. NCBI's taxonomy places the organism in Eukaryota, Fungi, Ascomycota, Dothideomycetes, Dothideales, Saccotheciaceae. Bases 1 to 2100 code for a protein of 699 amino acids.
AUGUCGAUCGAUAGGCUGUUGUCCACCUUGCUGAGGUAUCUGCAAUCAACAUCGGAUCAACAUGACACUCGCCGACUACUCGGCACAGCAGCAUCUCUGUUGACAACACUAAACAAUCCCUUGAACAUCACUUUGCUCACCAGUCAGCUCUUAUCUGCACCCGCCUUGUGGUCUCGCCCAAAUGCCUUGACUUCUUCCUUGACCUUUAUGACCGUCUUCCACUCGGCUGCUAUCAAAUGCCAUCAACGUGAACUUGCCCAGCACGACAUUCAAGAAUCUCCUUCAUCAAUGCGACCACAUGUCGAAUCUCAUCUUCCCUUGAAUGACUGGAUUACAGCAGUGCUCAAGGGUGCCGACCAACAUUCUGCUCCCGACCACCACCUACUUGCUAUCGGAGGUUUGAUCGUUGGCCUGACCACACACGACAAUCAGUCCAUGUCAUCAAACAUUUCUUAUACUCUACGCUCAGCCUUUGUCAAGGCUGUCAAUCUGGCCCUGUUAGAAGCUCCUGCCGCUGAUGACGCCGCUCAUGGAGCCAUAUGUCUAGCUCUCAACCAUGCUUUCACUCACCUAUCACAUGUGGACCGCUCCACUCUUGACUACGACCGUCUUCUACCCGUACUCAUGACUUCGACAUUCCACUCGCCACACGGUCUGCGCUCUGGCUGUUUCCUGAGCGCAGCAGACGCCGAUCUCCAACAGGUCUCGACCCAGCAGUUCAACUGGCCCUCUGAAUCACCUUCGUAUCAACAGAUCGACUCUAUUAUCAAAGGUCCGCUGGUCUCAUCUCUUGGCCCUCUGUCAAGACUGAUAGCUCAUACUAUCCAUCAUGUGCACGAUCCAUGGCUUGUGCUAUCUGCUGUCGAGGACUUGUCAGACUUCUCGAAACGUCUGGGUACACAAUGGAAGCAGAACAAGCUGUCCGAGAUCGAUGCGUCCGAAGAGAAUGUCUUCCUCCAUGAAGAGGCCCGAACUAGCACUGUUCCAACCUUAUGGAGGCUUCUCCGCUCCACUUUAUUUGCCAUUGUCAUCAUCCUUCGUAGUGCAACCGGUCGCGUGGUAGGAGAUGUAGCUUUGGCAGCUCAUAACAAUGCACCUCAUAUGGCACAAGCCAUUCUUCACUCUCUUCGCAGUCUCUCGUUCGUCUUUAGCCGCCUGGGCAAUGUCUCGUUCUCACAAUAUACCUUCACCUACCUUGCUUCUAUCGAUAUCCUCUCCAACUACCCGGAUCACUCGUCAACCUUCCUCGAUUCUAUAGCCCCCUCAGAGCUGGGACAUAUUCCUUCUCACCCCUUCGAACGUAACCUAGACCUCUUCUUCCUCAACACGGCUGAGCACUUUGCUCUUGUUCUAUCCUCACGCCAGAACGAAGACCUUCUGCUUGCUGCAGCAUCACCAUAUCUCGUCACAGCAGGCAACUCCAAUCUCCUCCCAAUCUUCGAAGCCGCUCACAGCGUCACUUUAUCAGUCUUCUCUGCGCCUCAAAAUGUCGACCUCGCCGCAAAACACCUUCCAUUCUACGUCGACGCCUUGUUCCGCGUGUUCCCUCAUAACCUUUCCGCUCGCCAGUUCAGACUGGCCUUCAAAAAUCUCAUCAAGGUCGUCUCGCCACCCAGUCGCAUCGCCGUUACCCAGCCCAUACUUGCUGCUACACUUCUUGAUCUCGUACACGAACGUGCGAUACAUGCCCCAAACACUGCUCUACCGCCGACGUAUGUUCCUCUGUCAGCAAACACUCCAGAACUCGAAAGCAUUGCUCCGUCCGCUAUCCCUGACCUGUCCGAACAGGCAGUCCUGAUACUUACUCUUAUCGACUCCUUCCCAUGCCUGUCCUUGGUUCUGCUGGAGGAGUGGUUACCAAUGACUGCCACGGCGACGCAGAUGGUCACGGAUCCAGUCAUGCGUGAAUACUGCAGGAAGCAUUUCUGGGAAACUUUGAUUGGUGGCGAGAUGGACCCAGAGCGUAGUCAGAUAUGCGUGCGGUGGUGGACUUCGAGGGGAGGGCGUGAGUCGUUGCUUGAAGUCGAUGACUCAGAAAAUGAUGAGCUUGUCAUGAGCGGAGCAUUGGGAGAGCAUGAGAAGAUCAUGGCCAAACUGUGA